AUGGAUCUUCCAGAACAAGACAAGGUAGUGAGCCCCUUCAAGCCCCCAACCUCCCAUAGGCAGGGAGGCCCGGUCUGCUCUGGGAAACAGUUCAAGCAGGAAAAGAGGGAACCAGUGCCCCCAGAGAGUCCAGAGGUUGGGAAGCCCCAGGAGUGGAACUGCAAGCCCCCCGGGGCAAAGGGCGGCCUGCUGGAGCCCCACCCAUCCCUGCUCCUGUCCUGUGGAGUAAGCUGGCAGCACAGAGUGACAGAAGUGAGUGUCCCUUCAGGGGUGGGGCGAGGGGUGGCCUGGGGUUGUGUCCGGGACGCGCUAACCCUGCUGUGUGGCUCUGUCCAUCUUCCUCCCGCCCCAUCCCAUUGCCAUGGCAACAGAGUGGGAGCCAGGCCUGGUGAGUACACAUCCUUAUCCUGGGGGCUCGUGGGUGCGGGGUCCCCCCAGGGGACCCAGGAAGACAGUCGCUCAGGAUGGCGAUGGUGGUUCUUCCUGCCACAGUGGAAAGACCGAAGGCGGAGCAGCGGGAAGGUCCGGUGCCAGCAGCCCAGCACCCCUGGGGGCUCCCGUGCCGGGACCCAGCACGGCCAUGGGUCUGAUGGGAUUCCCUCCCGAGGGCAAAGAGGCACAGGCCCGGCACUGCUGAACUUGGAGGCAAAGUCAGAAGAUGAGGACUCCCUGACUGACUCGGCUGAGCUCUCCUCCAGCUCCUGGGAGGACCUUGAGGAAGACUUCACCAAGGCCACCAGAGUGGCCCAGGCCUCUGUCAGAGGAGCCCGCCCAGCCCUGAGGCCCACAUCCCAGGACCUCAAGGUCCUCGGGGACACAUGGGUGCGGCCGGGCGCCUUGCCAGGCCAGUCCGAGAGCUUGGGUGUGCCGUGCAAGGUCCAGAGGCUCCAAGUGCUGCGGCACGGGGCCCACGUCCUCGCCACGGCCGUCAACAGCCUCACGCGCCACGUGUUCACUUGCGGCUUGGGCGGCCUCAAGGUGUGGAGCCUGGCCGCCCAUGAGGCCCUGGACACCUUCCCCGAGAGCCACCUGCACUGGCCUGUCCAGACCCCCGGCGCGUACCUGCGCACCUGCCUGCUGGGCCCCAACGGCAAGGUGCUCCUCGCGGGAGGCCACAACCUGCCGGGCAUCAGCGUCUGGGACCUGCUGGCGCCGGACCUGCGCAACCCGGAGCAGCUGCCUUGCGCGGGGCUCUCCUGCCAGGCCCUGGACGCCAACAUCAGAGGCAGCCUGGCCUUUGCGGGCUUCAGCAACGGCAUCGUCAGGGUCUGGGACCUUCGGGACCAGAGCGUGAUCAGGGACCUCCCUUGUGGGCCAGGUGAGGCCAACACUGUGGUGAUCAAAGAUGACAACGUCUGGACCGGGGGCCUAAACGGCUGUCUGCGAUGCUGGGACCUCAGGGCGUCUCGCAAGUCCCAGAAGCACCUCUUCAAGUCUCAGAUCACGAGCCUGUCGCACAGCCCCUGGGAGGACUGGCUGCUUGUGGGCCUGGCCAGCGGGCAGCACUGGCUGCAGCCCACCCUCGGGGACCAGGCGCAUACAGCAGGGCACAAGAAUGGCGCCAUCCUGGGGCUCAAGUUCUCCCCAUACGGCCAGUGGUGGGUAAGUGUCGGCACGGACAGGCUGGCCACCAUCCACAGCAUGCCCAUGGGGAACACAGAGUUCCAGGUGCCCGAGAAAUCCUGCCUCACCUGCUGCGAUGUGUCGGCCAGCAACAAGCUGAUGGUCACGGGCUCCAGGGACUGGGCCUCUGUGUACCAGGUCUCCUACUAAGGCCUUCCGCUGUGACUGGCUUCUCUCCUUCCUGCAAGGGCUGGGCCUCGGGAGGGGAGGCCAGGGGUCUGGGGAUGAGGGAUGAAGGUGAUAAAGCAAGAGGGAAAGAGCACUGGUGUCCCAUCCCUGGUGAGCUCCUUUCUGCCACACACUGUCCGGGAAGGGGCUGAGGGAGGUGCUGACCAUCACUUCCAGCAGGGCUGGGCUGGGCUGGGAGGUCCUUCCUGUCUUGGGGGACCAGGAGCCUAGAAGGGACAUCUGCGGUGGUCACAACAGAGUACUAACAUGAGGCCAGCAGAGGGGCUCUGCUGUGCACUGUGCUGAUAUUAAAACUAGUGGUAGCUGGGCGUGGUGAUGCACACCUGUAAUCCCAGCACUCAGGAGGGUGAGGCA
Heterocephalus glaber (naked mole-rat) is the source of this 2166-nucleotide messenger RNA. The record is from RefSeq and is a predicted model, not a curated record. NCBI's taxonomy places the organism in Eukaryota, Metazoa, Chordata, Mammalia, Rodentia, Bathyergidae.